Molecule: messenger RNA, 6194 nt
Organism: Actinia tenebrosa (Australian red waratah sea anemone)
Lineage: Eukaryota; Metazoa; Cnidaria; Anthozoa; Actiniaria; Actiniidae
Product: dynamin-binding protein
Biological process (GO): intracellular signal transduction
Cellular component (GO): cytoplasm
Molecular function (GO): protein binding; guanyl-nucleotide exchange factor activity
Source: RefSeq, a predicted model, not a curated record
GGUACAUGAAGUGACGACCAAUAAUAACAGUAAAAUAGCGGGGAACUUUUGACCUGAAAACUUGGCAUUUUCGACAUGAAAACCUCUCAACUAUCGCUAAACCAACAUAUUUAACCCUAUUCUAUGCAUUUUGAAUAUCUGGCUGGCUGUCGUUUAGUAAAACGUUAGCUUUUUUCCAAGAGUAUGUUACUACUACAUAAAUGGAAGGGCAUGGCAAUUUCUUUGUGCGAGUGUUCUACAACUUUACAGCUAGUAACCCAGAUGAACUAUCAGGCUUUGAAGGAGAUAUUGUAAAGGUUAAAAGUCAGGUCAAUGAGCAUUGGUAUGAAGGAGAAAUCAAUGGCAAAAAGGGACUAUUUCCUGUUAUUUAUACAACAAAGAUUGACGACUCCUUACAGUAUGAUGUAUUUGUUGCUAAAGAAACUUAUAAUGGGAUAAGACCCUCCGAGCUCAGCUUUUUGAAAGGCGAAAGAAUCAAUGUCAUUGAAAAAGUUGAUGAAAACUGGUGGAGAGGGGAAAGUAGGGGUAAAAUAGGAAUAUUUCCUAACUCUUAUGUUGGAAAUGAGAAUUUAUACGAUUCUAUAUGUGGGGACGAUCAUAUGUCUUAUCAGAAUGGAGGAAUAUAUGGUAACCAGGAAAUGUUUUCAGUGCGAGCCUUGUAUGACUUUGAAGCAAGAAACCAUGAAGAAUUAAGCUUUCCCCAAGGAGGAAUAAUCAUAAUAACUAAAGAUAUUGAUGUUGAUUGGUAUGAAGGGAGCUUUGAAGGGAAAUCAGGCUUAUUUCCUAAGAGUUACGUAGAGCAUUGUUCACAAGAUAUUUACGAAGUUCCACCCAGAGCUUGUGCAACAUCCAUCUAUCCUUUUGUUGGAGAAAGCGAUUCUGAGCUAACAUUUAAAGAAGGGGAGGUUAUAUUUCUUCGGAAACGUGCAGGGUCACAGUGGUUAGAAGGAGAGCUUGAUGGCAACGUUGGACUUUUCCCAGCCAGCUUCGUUGAUGUGGAAAUUGACUUACCACCUGAAGAACAAAAUGCCGGUCAGACAAAUAAUGAUCAUGCAAAGACUGUACAGCCACAGAAAAUUCUUUGGAGACAAGGAAACAGAGCAAGGGCUUUGUACCAUUUUUCUGCAUUGCACACAGGAGAUUUAGCCCUAAAUGAAGGAGAUGUUGUUACUGUUGUACAAGUUGUUGAUGAUAACUGGAUUGAAGGGAAACUUGAUAGUGGGGUUUCAGGGAUGUGUCCGUCCGCCUACUUAGAACUUGCCGAUUUUACACCUAAUGGUCACGUGCAAGCUGGUGAAAGCUUGGGUUAUAAAGACAUAAGACGAGGGUUCGCUGCACAGACAAAUCAACCAGCACAUAUCACAUCUAGUAGCAUAACAGCAACCCAGGCAGGUAAUGGAGGGAAAAGACAUUCACAAACUGAAAUUAAUUUUAGUAAAUAUUCUGGCCCAAAUAAAAGUAGGGCAACAAGAGUGACAAGUGUAGGAGAUGAUAGAUUACUGAAAGCUUCGAAUAAGCCCAAACCUGCCCCAAGACCACCCCAGACAAAAUCUCAGACACUUGGAGCAGAGAGUAGGACUUCUACAAGAAAUCUCUCUAGGAGCUACUCUUCUCAAUCAAGCCCCUCCCAACAACAAACUAACAAGGCUUUCUAUGCUAUUCCUUUUAAAAGCUCACAUAAUAAGUUCACACCUGUUUCUUUUAACCCAUCAAAGUCUAAGAGCAGUGUGGCAUAUACACAGAAAUCAUCUAUAGCUAACUAUGGCUUUGAUAGUCAAGAUGGUGGACAGAGUAUUAGAAAGGGAAGUGAAGGUUGCAGUGGGGAUUCACUGUUGGACAUGAGUGUCUCGAACAGGGCAUCCUCUCUUAACCUCGCUGCUCCCCUAGUGGCUUUACCUUCUAAUAGUACCCAAUCAGAAUCUGGAUCUAAGGAGUUACCCAUAGUACCUAAGAGAAAGGCUCCACUUCCACCGAAGAGGACAGCUGCUAAUGACUAUAAAUCUUAUAGUUUACCAAGGACAAGAGCAAAUCAGCCUAACAAUACAACUAAUAUGGAUAAAUUUUCAUCAGAGAGGACGCAGUUUGGUAGCUCACCAAACAUUGCGCAACCAAAUUUUAAAGACAGUGUUGGAUUGCGCCCGACACCAAGGGUGGAGACAGCACAUAAAAAACGCCCACCUCCUCCCCCUACAAGGACAAACAAAGACAGACCCAGCAAUAUCACUAGGUCAGCAACUAUAUCGUCAGCACGACUUGCAAACUAUAAACAGGAGAAGGAGAAGGAAAGUGAGAACAAAAAAGCAAGACCAGCAUCUGUUUAUUACGUUGGAGAAGAUGACGAUAAGUUUUAUAAAUCAAAUAGUCUGGAGGAUAUCAGAGCUGCAGGGAAGUCUGGAAUGGUCUCUUCACAGUUUGGAUCAAAUGUUGAUCAAGAAGAUUCAGCACAGGAUCAAGAUAGCAUUGAUUACAACAGUCCUAAUAUUGUUCAAAUUCCUGGAGUUGCUGAAUUGAAUAAGAAGAUAGCUAAUGCUGAGCAUAACCAGCAGGUUGAGUGGAGAGCUUGCUCAGGAAUGAAGACUAUUUUACAGAUGCUUGUGCAUGAUCAAGAUAAGUACAAGGAAAUGGAGGUCAAGAUCACUCGCAGCCAACAAAAGAUUGCUGAAUGGAAGGAUAUCAUUGAUGGUUUGAAGGGUGAAAGAACUUUCCUUAUUAAAUCGUACCAAAAGCGAAAAACACUAGAGGAUAAUAUAUCACUGUUAGAAAGUGACCUACAGAAACAAGCAAGGAGUCGUAAAAGUCUGGAAACUCUACUUGAAGUUGUGGAAGAUAGCCGCCGUGAAGAAGUACUUGAGAAUCUUAGUGUGUGUGAUGGAAUCAUCGAUGAUCUUAAUACAAGCAUCAAGGAGUUAGAAGAUUCAUUACAAGGCCUGGACCAGUCUAAACCCAACCCAUCCACCCAAAAACACUCUGCAGAACAAAGACAAAAAGUUGUGAAUGAACUAAUCCACACAGAGCAGGACUACUUGAGAGAUCUACAGCUCUGCCUGAAGUACUUUGCCGAUGAACUCAAGAACUCCAAGAUUGUGGAAGCAGAUAUUCUUUUUGGUAAUAUGAAAUCUGUAAUCGAAACAUCUAGCAAGCUGUUGAGUAGAUUUGAACAGGCUGUGAGAGGAAAGGAUGUGGAGCAGCAAGAGCUUGGAAAAUGUUUUGUGGACUUGGCAGAUGAAAUCAAAGAUGUUUAUGCUCAGUACUGCAGAAACCAUGAUGAUGCUAUUAGUUUACUAGAAAAGUAUGAGGAAGUACCAGAAGCACAAGAAGUAUUCAACAAGUGCCUCAAAGCCAUAAGGGACAGUACCAAGUGUUGGGAUUUGUCAUCAUUUCUCAUCAAGCCUGUCCAGAGAGUCCUCAAGUAUCCUUUACUCCUGAGUGAACUGCUUAAGUAUACUCCUGAGAUUCACAAAGACAAGCAAAACCUUAUCAAAGCAAUUCAUGUCAUGACUGAUGUGGCGACAGCUAUUAAUGAAGUGAAAAGAAGAAAGGACAUAGUCUUAAAGUACAAGAGAGUGGAAGACAGUGGUAUCUCGAAUAAAAUCCAAAAGUUGAACUGGCAUUCAGUGUUAAAGAAAUCUUCAAGAUUUAACCAGAGGAUUACACAAUUCACAGGACUUGUUUCUCAGACUGUAGACAAACAAUUUAAUGAAGAGGAAAAGAGGUUUACUGCUUUGGAAAAAGCAGUUAAGAAUUUAAUAAAAAAUGUUACAGCCUACAUGGAACAGUUUCAGGAAAUAGGCAAGCACCAGUAUACAAAUGGUGAGAACAUUGAAGAAUACUACAUGGAAGCAUUAACCUGUACAGAAGUGACAAUGUACAAGUCAACCAUGACUAGAAUAACAGAUGUACUUCUUGCUUCAUUUAUGACAGAUGUUCAGAAAUUAGUGUUGUCUCCCCUUAACAUUCUGCUAUCAAAGUUUCAAGGCCCUCAAAGGCUGAUCUUGAAAAGAGAACACAAAUGUCUGGAUUAUGACAGCCGCUCAAAUAAGAUUGAGAAGAUCAGAGACGGGGAUAAACUCAAGGCUGCAAAAGCAGAGCUUCAAAGUGCUAAGAAAGACUAUGAAGCAUUGAAUGCUCAGUUACUAGAAGAUCUUCCCCUCUUCUACGACAAAACAGUCAGCCUCGUAAAAGACUGUAUCCUGAACUUUAGUCAAGCUAAGAGAACCUUUCAUGCCAUCAUGCUAGGAGAAUACACAAACCUUAUGCUGAUGCCACUGGUAAAGGAAGAGGGUGACAUCGUUGAGCAUCAAGCAACUCAAACACGUAAAGUAAUAGAAAAGUUUGCUGAUCUUUCGAUUAUUCCAAGUCAGUUUUUGGGUAAAGAGAUUCUGAAAAAAAGAAGAGAAGCUAAGAAACAUCCCUUGAUUCCUCUCUUGCCUGCCUCUACAGGUGACAUGACACCAGAGCAGCCAGAAGACAAAACACAGAGUCGUGAACGUAUAGGAAGUCUUUCUAAGAAACGAAUGGCACCUCCACCACCACCCCGGUCAGUAAAUGCUUCUACACCUAUCAAAGGACAAAGUGUAGAUCAAUCAAAGCCUGCUCCAAAGAAACAAAGUGCACCUCAGGUUCCUCAGCCUCUAAUUCCUGUAGACAUAACCCCGAGUAACUUUGAACCAUAUGUAGUAGUUUGUAGCUUUGAAGCACAGAAUCCUGGUGAACUGCCCUUAAAUGAAGGUGAGCUGGUCACUAUACAGAGACAGUGUGACAGCAGUGGUAACCCUGAAUGGUGGUUGGUUUCCUGUGCAGGGGUUUCUGGUUACGUCCCAAGUUCAUUUCUUGAGAAGUACUCCCAAUAUAGUGAAGAGGAUCAGGCUUGCAGUGAUUCUGAUGAUGAAGAUGAUGACGAUGAUGAUGAUGCUGUCAUAGAAUCCCAACAAACUACUGUUGAACCAAAGGAAAAAUUAAACUAUUAUGCACAGUUUGAAUUUGAAGCAACUAGUUCGGCAGAGCUGAGCUUGGACGUGGGUCAGAUAGUAAGUGUGCUACAACAACACGAUUUGGAGGGCAACUCAGAAUGGUGGCUGGUGGAAACUGAAGGCAAGAAAGGUUAUGUUGCUGCUAACUUUCUCGCUCCCCUUGAAGAUUAAUUAAUAUGGUACUACUUGAGAAAUCAUUCGAAAUCUUUUCAGUUACAAAGUAAUAGACUGUCUCGGCUCUGGCAUAGUGUUUUCCCAUUUCAGACCACGUCAUUCUCUUGAGAAUAAGAUYCUUUGUUUGAGCUGUAUCCAUAUUCAUGUGUCUUCUCAUUGGCAGCCGUGCGCAACCAUUAAAUAAAGAAAUGAUACUCAAGGGAAUGACGCAUGGUCUGAAAUGGAAAAAAAUUCCUUAAUGCGCCUGAGCCGAGGUCUAUAGACUCCUUGCAUGUGACAUCAAAGCAGCUGAAUUUGGAGGACAAAACAAAAUAAUUCCAAUCUCCUGAGAAUUUGAAACCUAUUGUUAUGUCCUCCAUAUUGGGCUGCAUUCUGAUGUGCUGCAAGGGGUCUUUUGCUUUUAUUUAAGCUUUUUUCUACUUGGGGCUAUUGAUGACUCUUCAAACUCCAGUGUAUGUGGGCUUAGCCUCCAAUCCAGGCUCAGUGGUUAUCUUCAAAUAUAUUUACCUUGCUGCUUGAAGACUCGUGGCUCGGUAAAUAUUCACCAAUAAUUGCUUUGCCUUUGGUGAAUAAUGUUAAAUACAUAACUUUAAAAUAUUAAUUUCUAUUAUAUUGAAUUCGAACUCGAGUGUAAAUGAAUCACAAUGCAGUAUUCAUAAAAUUGAAUUAUUUUUGGAGCUAUUUGUAGAUAAAGUCUAAUUGAAUUGUAAGAUAUAACAAAAUAGUUACAAAGUAAGUAAUGAAAAUAUUGAAAAAUUUUCAGAAAACACAACACCAUUUUGUACUAGUUCUAUAAGAGCAAGCCAUCAGUAGAGUGAUUUCAUUUAACCUGUGAAACGAAAGUUACUUUUUAUUACAUAUUACCACUGAGAAAACAAAAGAAAACAAUGCAAAUAAGAUUUAUAACCUCUUUUCUAGAGUGAAUGCAUUUAACCCAUGAAAUAAACUAUUAGUCACCGUGUAAUAGUCAAAUAGACACAAAAGAAAUCAAUGGAAUUAGGAUCUACUAAUGUGUAUUAGGCCUAGGGCAAACGUCGAACUUUCCAUGCA